Molecule: messenger RNA, 4629 nt
Organism: Carassius auratus (goldfish)
Lineage: Eukaryota; Metazoa; Chordata; Actinopteri; Cypriniformes; Cyprinidae
Product: fibroin heavy chain-like
Exons: 4
Coding region: 103-4425 (1440 amino acids)
Cellular component (GO): extracellular region
Molecular function (GO): peptidase inhibitor activity
Source: RefSeq, a predicted model, not a curated record
CAACACUUAUUUGUUUUAGUUUUGUGUGCUGUUGGCUUCUCCUGAUGCACUAAUUCAGCAAAUUUUCUAGUAGAGGUUAUCGUGAGAUUGCAGGCCGAGAGGAUGGCCGCUCGAGUGUAUUUCUCAUUGACUGCUGUUUUAUUGUGUUUGAUCGGAUACUUGAGCAUAACUCAUGCUAAUCAAAGACGAACCACAGUGGAUGGUUACUGUCCGGCGACGCUGACGGUCGUGCCAUCCCAUCGAGGAUGUACCUCUGAUGACGACUGCCCUGGAGGACACAAAUGCUGUCGAUUUGAUUGUGGUCCUGUUUGUGUGCUGCCUGUUUUCAUGAAGCCAGGGAAAUGCCCCAUACCGGAGAUGAUUCCACUGUGUGCUGAAGGUUGUUUCCAUGAUGGCCAGUGUCCUGCCACACAGAAAUGUUGCCCAGCCACUGGUGGCUUUGCAUGCAGUGAACCACGUGGUCAGGGAAGCGGUCAGGCAAGUUGUCAAGUAAGGGGCCAGGCAAGUGGCAUUGGCCAGGGCAGUGUCAAGGGAGGUGGCAUUGGCCAGGGAAGUAAUAUUGGUCGUGGCAUUGGCCAGGGAAGUGGAAUUGGCCAGGGCAGCAUCAAGGGAGGCAGCAUUGGACAAGGAAGUGGAAUUGGCCAGGGCAGCAGUAUUGGUUACGGUAUUGGCGGCAUUGGCCAGGGAAGUGGAAUUGGCCAGGGCAGCAUCAAGGGAGGCAGCAUUGGCCAGGGAAGUGGAAUUGGCCAGGGCAGCAUUGGCCAGGGAAGUAAUAUUGGUCGUGGCAUUGGCCAGGGCAGCAGUAUUGGUCACGGUGUUGGCGGCAUUGGCCAGGGAAGUGGAAUUGGCCAGGGCAACAGUAUUGGUCGCGGCAUUGGCCAGGGAAGUGGAAUUGGCCAGGGCAGCAGUAUUGGUUACGGUAUUGGCGGUGUUCGCCAGGGGAGCAUCAAGGGAGGCAGCAUUGGCCAGGGAAGUGGAAUUGGCCAGGGCAGCAUCAAGGGAGGCAGCAUUGGCCAGGGAAGUGGAAUUGGCCAGGGCAGCAUUGGCCAGGGAAGUGGAAUUGGCCAGGGCAACAGUAUUGGUCGCGGCAUUGGCCAGGGAAGUAGUAUUGGUCACGGCAUUGGCCAGGGAAGUAGUAUUGGUCGUGGCAUUGGCCAGGGAAGCGGAAUUGGCCAGGGCAGCAUCAAGGGAGGCAGCAUUGGCCAGGGAAGUGGAAUUGGCCAGGGUAGUAGUAUUGGUCGCCGCAUUGGCCAGGGAAGUGGAAUUGGCCAGGGUAGUAGUAUUGGUCGCGAAAUUGGCGGCAUUGGCCAGGGAAGUGGAAUUGGCCAGGGCAACAGUAUUGGUCGCGGCAUUGGCCAGGGAAGUAGUAUUGGUCACGGCAUUGGCCAGGGAAGUAGUAUUGGUCGUGGCAUUGGCCAGGGAAGUGGAAUUGGCCAGGGCAGCAGUAUUGGUUACGGUAUUGGUGGUGUUCGCCAGGGGAGCAUCAAGGGAGGCAGCAUUGGCCAGGGAAGUGGAAUUGGCCAGGGUAGUAGUAUUGGUCACGGUAUUGGCGGCAUUGGCCAGGGAAGUGGAAUUGGCCAGGGCAGCAUCAAGGGAGGCAGCAUUGGCCAGGGAAGUGGAAUUGGCCAGGGUAGUAGUAUUGGUCACGGUAUUGGCGGCAUUGGCCAGGGAAGUGGAAUUGGCCAGGGCAGCAUCAAGGGAGGCAGCAUUGGCCAGGGAAGUGGAAUUGGCCAGGGUAGUAGUAUUGGUCGCGAAAUUGGCGGCAUUGGCCAGGGAAGUGGAAUUGGCCAGGGCAACAGUAUUGGUCGCGGCAUUGGCCAGGGAAGUGGAAUUGGCCGGGGCAGCAGUAUUGGCCACGGUAUUGGUGGCGUCGGCCAGGGCAGGGGAAUUGGCCAGGGCCCCGGUAUUGGUCAUGGUGUGGGCCAGGGCAGUGGAGUUGGCCAAGGUGUGGGCCAGGGCAGCGUUGUUGGCCAGGGCAGCAGUCAGGGCACCAGUUUUGGCCAAGGUGUGAGCCAGGGCAGCGUUGUUGGCCAGGGCAGCAGUCAGGGCACCAGUAUUGGCCAAGGUGUGAGCCAGGGCAGCGGACGGGGCCAGGGCACCAGUAUUGGCCAAGGUGUGAGCCAGGGCAGCGGACUGGGCCAGGGCAGUGGAAUUGGCCAAGGUGUUAGCCAGGGGAGCGUUGUUGGCCAGGGCAGCAGUCAGGGCACCAGUAUUGGCCAGGGUGUGAGCCAGGGCAGCGUUGUUGGCCAGGGCAGCAUUCAGGGCACCAGUAUUGGCCAAGGUGUGAGCCAGGGCAGCGUUGUUGGCCAGGGCAGCAUUCAGAGCACCAGUAUUGGCCAAGGUGUGGGCCAGGGCGGCGGAGUUGGCCAAGGUGUGGGCCAGGGCGGCGGAGUUGGCCAAGGUGUGGGUCAGGGCGGCGGACGGGGCCAGGGAAGCGGAAUUGGCCAAGGUGUGGGUCAGGGAAGCAGCCAGGGCCCCGGUAUUGGUCAUGGUGUGGGCCAGGGCAGUGGAGUUGGCCAAGGUGUGGGCCAGGGCAGCGUUGUUGGCCAGGGCAGCAGUCAGGGCACCAGUAUUGGCCAAGGUGUGAGCCAGGGCAGCGUUCUUGGCCAGGGCAGCAGUAUUGGCCAAGGUGUGAGCCAGGGCAGCGUUGUUGGCCAGGGCACCGUUAUUGGCCAAGGUGUGGGCCAGGGUAGCGGACGGGGCCAGGGCAGUGGAAUUGGCCAAGGUGUGAGCCAGGGCAGUGGAAUUGGCCAAGGUGUGAGCCAGGGCAGCGUUGUUGGCCAGGGCAGCAGUCAGGGCACCAGUAUUGGCCAGGAUGUGAGCCAGGGCAGCGUUGUUGGCCAGCGCAGCAGUCAGGGCACCAGUAUUGGCCAAGGUGUGAGCCAGGGCAGCGUUGUUGGCCAGGGCAGCAGUCAGGGCACCAGUAUUGGCCAAGGUGUUGGCCAAGGUGUGAGCCAGGGCAGUGGAAUUGGCCAAGGUGUGAGCCAGGGCAGCAGUCAGGGCACCAGUAUUGGCCAGGAUGUGAGCCAGGGCAGCGUUGUUGGCCAGGGCAGCAGUCAGGGCACCAGUAUUGGCCAAGGUGUGAGCAAGGGCAGCGUUGUUGGCCAGGGCAGCAGUCAGGGCACCAGUAUUGGCCAAGGUGUUGGCCAAGGUGUGGGCCAGGGCAGCGGAGUUGGCCAAGGUGUGGGCCAGGGCAGCGGAGUUGGCCAAGGUGUGGGCCAGGGCAGCGGACGGGGCCAGGGUGUGGGUCAGGGCAGCGGACGGGGCCAGGGCAGCGGACUUGGCCAAGGUGUGGGUCAGGGCAGCGGACGGGGCCAGGGUGUGGGUCAGGGCAGCGGACGGGGCCAGGGAAGCGGAAUUGGCCAAGGUGUGGGUCAGGGCGGCGGAUGGGGCCAGGGAAGCGGAAUUGGCCAAGGUGUGGGUCAGGGCGGCGGACGGGGCCAGGGAAGUGGAAUUGGCCAAGGUGUGGGUCAGGGCGGCGGACGGGGCCAGGGAAGCGGAAUUGGCCAAGGUGUGGGUCAGGGAAGCAGCCAGGGCCCCGGUAUUUGUCAUGGUGUGGGCCAGGGCAGCGUUGUUGGCCAGGGCAGCAGUCAGGGCACCAGUAUUGGCCAAGGUGUGAGCCAGGGCAGCGUUGUUUGCCAGGGCAGCAGUCAGGGCACCAGUAUUGGCCAAGAUGUGAGCCAGGGCAGCGUUGUUGGCCAGGGCACCAGUAUUGGCCAAGGUGUUAGCCAGGGCAGCGUUGUUGGCCAGGGCAGCAGUCAGGGCACCAGUAUUGGCCAAGGUGUGAGCCAGGGCAGCGUUGUUGGCCAGGGCAGCAGUCAGGGCACCAGUAUUGGCCAGGGUGUGAGCCAGGGCAGCGUUGUUGGCCAGGGCAGCAGUCAGGGCACCAGUAUUGGCCAAGGUGUGGGCCAGGGCAGCGGAGUUGGCCAAGGUGUGGGUCAGGGCAGCGGACGGGGCCAGGGAAGCGGAAUUGGCCAAGGUGUGGGUCAGGGCGGCGGACGGGGCCAGGGCAGCGGUAUUGGCCAAGGUGUGAGCCAGGGCAGCGUUGUUGGUCAGGGCAGCGUUGUGGGCCAGGGAAGCAGCCAGGGUACUGGUAUCGGCCAGGGUAGUGGACGAGGUCAGGGCAGUGGAAUUGGCCAAGGUGUGGACCAGGGCAGUGGAGUUGGCCAGGGAAGCAGCCAGGGCUCCGGUAUUGGUCAUGGUAUGGGCCAGGGAAGUGGACAGGGCCAGGGCAGCGGACGGGGCCAGGGUAGCGGAAUUGGCCAAGGUGUGGGCCAAGAUAGCGUAGUGGGCCAGGAUAGCGUAGUGGAUCAAGGUGUGGGCCAGGAUAGCGUAGUGGGCCAAGGUAGCAGCCAGGGCACCGGAAUUGGUCAUGGUGUUGGCCAGGGAAACGGCCAGGGCAGCAGUAUAGGCCAGGAAAGUUAAUGGGGAAGUGAUAUUGGCCAGGGAAGCAUUCGAGGGAAUUGUCAGGGAUGUGGUCAAGGAAAUGGUCAUGGGAAUUUUGCAUGACACUUACUGGAGAUCUUUUCCAAUUCAGUGCUCUAAACCAUUUAAGCAAACCAGGGAAAAGAUGCCAAGUGAAUGGUUUCUGUCUCUUCCCCCAACUACCACCAUCUCAAAUAAAAAACA